Molecule: messenger RNA, 587 nt
Organism: Dermacentor silvarum
Lineage: Eukaryota; Metazoa; Arthropoda; Arachnida; Ixodida; Ixodidae
Exons: 3
Coding region: 161-532 (123 amino acids)
Source: RefSeq, a predicted model, not a curated record
GGCGACUGCAGCGCCGCCGCUGCUGUCAUGAUUGCUUGCAACUAGACCAUUGUCUAGUACACUCUGCUCGCAACACUCCGCCGCCGCCAUUGCUCUCACCUCCCCCUUCUAGCCACCGUGCUGAACCCGACGGUGAUCGAGUGGGAGCUCCGGCACUUGCAUGCGCGGAAGAGGCAGACCAAUGCAGGAAAACGAUCCCGUUCAACCGCCUGCUGUAGGACCUGCAGUGUGCCAGGAACCAGACGUCGCAGCACAAGGAGAGCAAGUGGACGCUCCACCGCCAGCAGCACCAGGCCAGCCCGCCGGUCCCCUUGACGUGCCCGUUCAAGAGGCACCCAUCAACGCCGAAAUGGCCCAGCAGCAGCAUCAAGGUGCAUUUCACGCCAACGUCCCUCCUAUCCCCGAAGGGCAAGAAGCGAACCUUGCCCUAGUGGGCCAUGCCUGCAUCAGGCCGGUGAUUCAGGCGGCAUUCAAGGCCCGCACCUCGACAGACGGCCUGUUUGCUCGAAAGGUGGCCCGUAACAAUAUGUAGACAAUUUUAUACCAAGCCUCUCAAUAAACACCAAUUACUCAGUGUUUGCACUUGA